Messenger RNA from Arabis nemorensis, 234 nucleotides. NCBI's taxonomy places the organism in Eukaryota, Viridiplantae, Streptophyta, Magnoliopsida, Brassicales, Brassicaceae. The record is from the annotation of a GenBank genome assembly.
AUGAGUCGACGCUCUUUUGAGGAUUUCUCACCGAUCCAUCUCAAAUCAAUACGCCAAAUCGAGGGAAUAGCUUGUUCGGUGCUAGAAAACCCUAAAAAAUCUCUUCUUCGCUUGUCAGCAAUGGAAUUCUGGGGAGCUGAAGUUCAAGCAGGGAAGCCUCUUGUUGUGAGGCCUGCUGAAGACGACCUCAUCCACAUUUCAGGUUAUUUUCAUAUGCCAAUGAGAGAUUCUUGA